AAAUUUGAAGUUUUGGUUAUUAGUUCCCAUAUGGGUGGUGUUUCGGAGCUGGAUAUGGUUUUUGAAGAUAUUGUCGUGCACCAUUGGCUGGUGUGGAGGUAUAUUUGCAGCAACAUGUUUGAAGAGAGGGAAAUAGUGUUGCUCGUGAAUUGGCAAGGAGAGCAUUGACAAGUGAUGAUGAUGAGUUCUGGGUGAAGGAAGUUCCACAUAUUAUAGUGCAUUAUGUAAUGGCUGACAGGCCGACAGGUUAGAGUUUUGUAAUGCUCUGAUGAUUUUCUACUGGAAUGAAAUAAAGCCCACAUGUGAUU
Rubroshorea leprosula is the source of this 308-nucleotide messenger RNA. NCBI's taxonomy places the organism in Eukaryota, Viridiplantae, Streptophyta, Magnoliopsida, Malvales, Dipterocarpaceae. The record is from the annotation of a GenBank genome assembly.